AUGGACCUGCCGAGAGAGCUCAUUCAGGGUGUAGAGACAGAGCCUGGUAGCUACCGAGAAGCCCGAAAGAUAGUGAAGGCCAAGGGUAGGCUUGUAGCGAAGGGCUUCAAGCAGAAGCAUGGUGUGGAUUAUCUUGAGACUUUCUCGCCGACUGCAAAUGCUGCAUCGAUUCGUUUGUUGGUAGCACUGGCGUGCAAGUAUGAUUUGGAAUUUCUCCACUUUGACAUUGAGCAAGCGUUUGUUCAGUCGGAAAUGGAUCACGAGGUGUUCAUAAAAGUUCCUCUUGGAUGCGAGUCGAUGACAGGAAAGGUAGUCCGUUUAGACAAAAGUUUGAAGUAUGGACUGAGACAGGCAUCUAGAACAUUUCACAAGAGACUUGUAUCGAACCUGAGGUUGGUUAGUGUCGAACAAUCUCUAUCUGACCCCUGUGUUGUGCGUUUCAUAAUGUCAAACGAGGUGAUGUGUAUGAUCGCGAUUCAUGUGUAUGACAUUCUGUAUGGAGGAAUUGAGAGCCUUGCCAAGAUAGUUGUGCAAGCGCUAGGUGACUCUUUUCACACGGAAAAAUUUGGCAAGGUCAAGUUCUUUCUUAGUUGCGCAUUUAGUCGCGACCGCGAGGCUGGCACGAUUGACAUGUCUCAAGGGAGUUGCGUCAGGAGUGUUCUUGAGAGAUUUAAUAUUUGUCGCACCAGCUCGAUCCCUGCUUCCCCUGCCAGUGAUUACAGGUCCGUGAUGGAGGAGGAGAAGGCAGGGGAUGUGCCGUUCCGAGAGGUGGUGGGGAGCCUGAUGUGGAUCGCCAACCAGACGAGGCCCGACAUCUCAAAUGCUGUGCGGGCGGUGGCGAGGCACUCACACGAGCCAAAGAAAAGCCACUGGAAGGCGGACCAGAAGAAGAUUCUUAAUUAUCUUUUGGAGACGGCAUAUCUCACUUUGAAGUACAAGCAAGACACUAUUGUAGACGUAGGCGCCUUGGUAUACGUAGACGCAGACUUCGCCAGUAAGGCCACUGACCGUAGAUCAGAUUCGAGAGCACUAGUUCUUGUAGCUGACUGUCUUGUUGCUUGGAUUUCUAGGACGCAGAAAUGUGUCACACUCUCAAUAAUUAAAGCAGAGUACCUCAGAAAACUUUCACUUAGUGUCUCAUACUCUACAUGA
Molecule: messenger RNA, 1152 nt
Organism: Ectocarpus sp. CCAP 1310/34
Lineage: Eukaryota; Phaeophyceae; Ectocarpales; Ectocarpaceae
Source: the annotation of a GenBank genome assembly